AAAUUUUUAAAGCAAAAGUCAAUAAUAUAUUUUGAUUUUUUUUAAAACAAAUUUUGGAAAAUCAAAAUUCUUUAAAAUCUUUAUAAAAAUUUACUAUGAGUUUAAAUCGCGGUAGACAUAUUUUUACUUUGGGAAAUUUCCUAUCAAAUUCCAAACGACGUCAAUCUAACGAUCCGUUUGAAAGAGAUCCCUUUAAAAUUCAAUCUUACAAUUUUCGCUAUGCCGAGAGGCCAUCAUUUCCCAUGCCAGCUGUGCAGCAAAGAGUUAACAAUAAUCGGAAGGAGUCUGAUUGUCAAACCUACUUUUAUAACUAUGAUUUUCCCCUGGCCAACAGCUCUUUUGAGCAAAGAAAUACGGCUUUGCAAAAUGAGGAGAGGUUUUUAAAUUUAAACAAAUUUCAAGAACAUCGUAGAAGAAAAUUUUUACAGGAAACUGCAUUUAAGAGAAAUUCUCAUUUAAGAGAAUGUAAUCAGAAAAAGCCUUAUGAGAGUAAAAUUUUGAAUUUAUAUUAUGGCAAAGGAAAUGUUCCAACAUCUAGUAGUAGUGGAAAAGCUAAAUCAAAUUAUACUCAAAACAAUAUUCCAAGAAAUUCUUCUCAGAACAAUAAUCAAAAUUCAUCUAUUAGAUCGGUUAAAAAUAGCACUGUUAAACCUAUCUCGUCAUGCCAACCUCUUAACAGUGGCCACCAAUCAUUGUCCUCAUCAUCGCAAGGUGUUUGUGCCGGUCGUAGUAGACGUAGUUUAAGUUCAGGUUGUGAAAUUAACAUUAAUAUCAAGAGUUUGGAGGAUAAUUCUUUACAGGACAAUAUCAAUAUUAAAAUAGAAACCGAUUCCUUGUGUAAACAAUUAAACAUACCCUUGAAUAGAUCUGCUAAAGUACAUUCUUCCGAUACAUUUGUUAUAGACAAAAGAUUGUCUAAAUUCUCCACAAAUCCUGUUAAACCAUGCGAUAUAAAGAAAUCGGAUAAGGAUCGUAUUAAAGAAUUAACUUCGAUAUAUAGUUCUCAAAAACUUAAGAAAUUUGCCAGCAAGGGCCAUAUUAAAUCUGAGGAACGUUUGCCUACUUUAAUACCAUUUAGAACAAGCAGUUACAGGAUAAAAAAUAGUUCAUCAUGUGCAAAAGAAAACUUCUUUCAGAGAGCUAAUACAAAUAUGGAAGUCUACGAUAACAAAGCUAACACCAAAGGCUGCAGUUAUAAUAAUAAUUUAUAUCGUAGUGCUUAUAUUAAGAAUAAUGGAGGAACUAAACUUUUAAACAGUCCGUUUUUGAAUAAUCUUAAUAUCAAACAACCACCUUUGAAAUCCUCCUCCUCAGCAGCCAAUAGAUGUGACUUCAAGCCCAUGGCUCCAUUAAGAUUGCGUAGCAGCUCAAAAUUACCGCUGAAUGUGAACAUUAAUGUAUUUGCCGAUAAAUUGAAAUUAUUGAAGGUUUAAGAUUGCAACCUUUUCAUAUCUGUCAUUAAGAUGAAACCAAAAAUCUGGAUAGUUACUGCUUAAUUCGAUUCGAAAGGAAAAACUUUCGAAUUACAUUUGGGGGAUACAAACGGUCUGCUAUUAGGUCGUAUUGUCAUAAUGUCGUAAAAUAUUUUUUUAGUUUAAACAAAUUCUUGUUGUGCUGCAAACAAAAAAAGUGUUAUUUUAUAACAAACCAAUAAACAUAGUUCUAAAAGUCUUAUUAGUUUAUAACUUUUUUGUUUGAAACCCAACAAAAAUUUAUUUAAACUAAAAAAAUAUUUUAUGACAUUAUGACAAUACGACCUAAUAGGAGACAGUUUGAAUCCCCCAAUUGUGUUUAUUAUACAAAUUCGAACAUUUUAAUUUUCGAAUCCAGGGGGGUUUAUGGUGUAACUCGAUUCGAAAGAUAUUAUUUCGAAUUAUCAUGUAAAAAGUAUUCAAAUUCAAAUGAUGUUCUUUUCGAAUCGAAUUACACAAUAACACCCCAGUUUCAAAAUAACUCCCUGUUUAAAAUAUAUCAAAUGAAAUUUAUAUUUAUUAAACACAAGUUGCAAUAAAUUAAUGAAUUUGGAAAUGA
Molecule: messenger RNA, 2031 nt
Organism: Calliphora vicina (urban bluebottle blowfly)
Lineage: Eukaryota; Metazoa; Arthropoda; Insecta; Diptera; Calliphoridae
Product: GATA zinc finger domain-containing protein 15
Exons: 2
Coding region: 96-1433 (445 amino acids)
Source: RefSeq, a predicted model, not a curated record